AUGAGCAUAACAAUGAGGCAUUUGUUGAAUAUUAUAAUAGUCCUUUGUGUAGGUCUCAAUUGGGGUUGUACUGAGGGAACUCAAGAAAGAGAGGUUGAUUCUCACACUAUUCUAGUCAGCUCUCUUUUUCCUUCUUCAUCAUCAUCUUGUGUUAUUUCUCCAAAAGCAUCAAACACCAAGUCGUCGCUGCACGUGGUGCACAGGCACGGCCCAUGCUCACCUCAUAGCAGCGGCAAUGUCGAGAGUACUGAUCAAGAUGACAUCCUUAGACGUGAUCAAGAACGAGUGAACUCCAUCCACUCGAAGCUUUCAAAGAAACUCACAGAUCGAGUCAAACCGAGCCAGUCGACAGAUUUACCGGCUAAAGACGGGAGCACGAUUGGUUCGGCCAAUUACAUCGUGACGAUCGGAAUUGGUACACCAAAACACGAUCUUUCACUAAUAUUCGACACUGGAAGCGAUUUAACGUGGAUCCAAUGCGGACCAUGCGCUGCUGGAUCUUGCUAUCUUCAGAAGGAACCAAUCUUUAACCCUUCUUCGUCUUCUUCCUACGCCAACGUCUCAUGCUCAUCUCCAGUAUGUGCUUCUCUCACAUCCGCAGGAAUCGGUAGAGAAUGUUUGGCGCCUAAUUGCUUCUACGGAAUCGAAUACGCCGAUAACUCGUCUUCUGUUGGAUUUCUUGGCAAAGAGAAAUUUACCCUAACGAACUCCGUUGUCUUCGACGGCGUUAACUUUGGUUGCGGUAUAGACAACCAUGGACAUUUCCACGGUGUCGCCGGACUUCUCGGCCUUGGCCGCACCAAACUCUCGUUUCCGUCUCAGACGGCGACGACCUACAACAACAUCUUCUCCUACUGCCUCCCUUCUUCCGCUAGCUUCACCGGUCAUCUCACCUUCGGAUCCGUCGGAAUCUCUAAUUCCGUCAAGUUCACGCCGAUUUCCUCAACCGGAUUCGCAUCCUUCUACGGCAUCGAUAUCGUAGGUAUCUCCGUCGGCGAUAAGAAAUUGGAGAUUCCUUUAACCGUAUUAUCUACUCCAGGUGGUAUAAUCGAUUCCGGCACCGUGAUUACUCGUCUCCCUCCAAAGGCGUACGAAGCACUUCGAACGGCGUUUAAGGAGAAGAUGUCGAAUUACAAGGCUACAUUGGGACGUCCCCGGCUUGAUACUUGCUACGAUUUCACCGGAUUGGCGACGGUGACCGUCCCGAAGAUUUCGUUCUUAUUCAACGGCGGCGCCGUCGUAGAUCUUGGUGCGGUGGGGGUUUUGUAUGGGUAUGAUAUAUCGCGUGUCUGUUUGGCGUUUGCUGGGAAUAGCAACGAUGGUGACGCUGCGAUUUUCGGAAACGUUCAGCAAAAGACGAUGCAAGUUGUGUAUGAUGGGCCGGGUAAUCGGGUCGGGUUUGCUCCGAAUGGUUGCAAUUAA
Arabis nemorensis is the source of this 1422-nucleotide messenger RNA. Lineage: Eukaryota; Viridiplantae; Streptophyta; Magnoliopsida; Brassicales; Brassicaceae. The record is from the annotation of a GenBank genome assembly.